AUGAGUAAUUCCAUAGAAAACGAAGAGAGAGCUGCGUUGCUUGAUAACAAUAAUAACAGACACUCUUCAGAAGAGGAUAGAAUAUUAAAACAAGUAGUGGUCAAGAUAUGUGCGAGUAUAGCCGCACUUAUCGCUUUCGUAUGCUUCAUAUCAUACCUUGUCCGCGGUCCAGAUGUAUUGCAACAACAGCCUCUUCCGUACUUCAAUGGAACUCAUGGUUUCAACAAGACACUCAUCAUUGUAUCCUUAGACGGAUUUAGGAAUGAUUACUUGAAGAGAGGUCUAACUCCUAAUAUUAACAAGUUAGCCGAAAAAGGUGUAGGAGCCAAGUACAUGCUACCGUCUUUCCCAUCGGUCACUUUCCCAAACCACUACACACUCGUCACCGGCCUCUAUCCUGAAGCACACGGAAUAGUCGGUAACGACUUUUACGACCCUCUUCACGAUCGUGAUUUCUACUACACAGACCCAAAGCGCUCGUUCGACUCGUUUUGGUGGGGCGGCGAGCCGAUCUGGGUCACUGCCGAAUUACAAGGACAAAAAUCGGCUGUUCUCAUGUGGGUUGGCUCAUUUGCCGAAAUUAAACAAACGCGACCGACGUACCAAAUCCCGUUUAAUGCUUCGUGGACGCUGGGAGAUAAAGUAGAUCAACUCUUGAAAUGGGUGGACGAGGAGGACGACAGAGCUAGCUUGAUUGCUGUGUAUGCGAAUCAGGUCGAUUUCUAUGGGCAUAGAUUUGGCCCCGUGUCGAAGGAAGUUGAUGAUGCAUUGAUCCAGGUGGAUGGAAUGAUUGGAGACAUGAUUAGUGGAUUGGAGGAAAGGAAUCUGACCGAGAUUGUUGAUUUUAUUGUUGUCUCUGAUCACGGCAUGGCAUCGAUAAACGCUUCAUCCUACAUAUAUCUCGACAAACUUCUUAAACAAUCACUACCCGAUUUCGAAGACCUCGUCUCCCCUCUCGAAGGCUUCCCGCUAGCCGGCAUUCGUCCUAAAAAUCUCGACUCGCAAGCCGACAUUAUCACCAAACUUCAAAAAGUCUCCUACAACGAACCGUUCGAUUGCUACCUCAAAGACGACGUUCCGCCUCGAUUUCAUUAUUCUAAAUCCGAUCGCAUUGCUCCGAUAGUAUGUGUCCCUGAAGUUGGAUAUGUACUCACCAGUACCGGGUUUUGGAAUAGAAUCGUGAGUAACGGCACCCACGGAUAUGAUAAUUUGUCAGAAGAGAUGAGAGCGAUAUUUAUGGCUCAGGGUCCGACAUUCGAGCUGUACAAGCAAAGAACGGGGCAAGGAAAUAUUAUGAACGAAUUUCGAAAUGUUGAAGUGUACAAUAUUAUGGCAAAGAUUUUGGAUUUGGCACCGGCAGCGAAUAACGGAACUGUUGGGAGUAUCAUUUGA
Messenger RNA from Paraglomus brasilianum, 1392 nucleotides. The record is from the annotation of a GenBank genome assembly. Lineage: Eukaryota; Fungi; Glomeromycota; Glomeromycetes; Paraglomerales; Paraglomeraceae.